Messenger RNA from Menidia menidia (Atlantic silverside), 3424 nucleotides. Lineage: Eukaryota; Metazoa; Chordata; Actinopteri; Atheriniformes; Atherinopsidae. The record is from the annotation of a GenBank genome assembly.
CAGAAACUACAUCUCCCAUUAUGCUUUGCGCAAGACAGGAAAUACGUCAUCACGUUGCUAGAACCUUCAGCUGUCAGACUUUGGCCAACCCAGUGCAGAUUUUGUUAGCAAAGUAUAACGAUUUAAAGUUGUGCAUUCGUCUGAUGAUCGAUUGUUGAGCGCGUGAGUUGAUUAAUAGUGUACCAAGCUUGCACGAGAGCAACCCUCCUGGCUUUAAUCGCUGCUAGUUCUUGCACCGCAAGCAAGCGAUCCUGAGCGGGUGUAAGGGUAGAUGCAGGGAGGGAGGGAGUAAAAAAAGGCAAAAGUCUUUGUGCUUCCCUUCCCCCUCAUCAAAGCAAAGGGGAAAUGUCUCUAUCCAAAGGAGGGAAGAAGAAGAGCCAUGGGCUGAGGCUGGCCACAGAAGUGUUUAGGCCUCCCCCCCCUGCGGCUACAGCGCCCCCUCGAGAUCUUGACUCUAAGGCUUGUGUGACAAUUGGAGAUCAGAACUUUGUGGUAAAGGCAGAUGACUUGGAGCAGAUAGAAGAACUGGGUAGGGGAGCGUAUGGAGUGGUGGACAAGAUGAAGCAUGUGCCCAGUGGUGUUAUCAUGGCUGUGAAGAGGAUCCGUGCCACUGUCAACACUCUGGAGCAGAAGAGGCUUCUGAUGGACCUGGACAUCUCCAUGAGGACUGUGGACUGCUUCUACACCGUGACCUUCUAUGGUGCCCUUUUUAGAGAGGGUGAUGUUUGGAUCUGUAUGGAACUGAUGGACACGUCUUUGGAUAAGUUCUAUAAGAAAGUUAUUGAAAAAGGCAAAACCAUUCCUGAGGACAUCUUGGGCAAGAUCGCAGUCGCAAUUGUCAAAGCCUUGGAGCAUCUCCACAGAAACCUAUCUGUGAUACAUCGAGAUGUGAAGCCCUCCAAUGUCCUGAUCAACACUCAGGGCCAAGUGAAAAUGUGCGACUUUGGCAUCAGUGGUCAUUUGGUGGACUCUGUGGCCAAAACGAUGGAUGCAGGAUGCAAGCCCUACAUGGCGCCUGAGCGGAUCAACCCGGACCUCAACCAGCAGGGCUACAGUGUCAAGUCAGACAUUUGGAGUCUCGGAAUCACUAUGAUUGAGCUGGCCAUUCUGAAGUUCCCCUACGACUCAUGGGGCACUCCGUUCCAGCAGCUUAAACAGGUGGUGGAUGAGCCGUCUCCUCAGCUGCCUGCAGAUCGUUUCUCUCCUGAGUUUGUAGACUUCAUAUCUCAGUGCUUAAGAAAGAAGCCAAAUGAAAGACCAGCAUACACAGAAUUAAUGGAUCAUUCAUUUUUCACCUUACACGACUCCAAAGAGACAGACGUGGCCAGUUUUGUCAAGGUCAUCUUGGAUGACUGAUGGGCUCCCCCCAGGCUCCUCCUCGUUAGUGUGGGCGGGACCUGUCAGCAAACAAACCAAUGGCCCUACUUUUUUUUUUCUUUCUUUUUUUUACUCACUGGAAUGAUAGACUCUUAUGCACCCUCACAAAAUAGGGGAAUGACCUAAAGACUGACAGCAGCCCAGCAGCACUGGAGUGUAAGAGCGAAAAUAAUAUGAACUUGUAUGGUCAACUGGAAAGGUUUGAUUCACUCCUCCAAGCCUCAUGUGUGAGCAGUUAUCCCACAUGACAAAUAUGAACUGAACCUAAUUAGCUGUUUGUCUUGUUCUGUUUUUGCCCCCCUCCCCUCUUAUCUCUCUUCACCAUAGAAAGAGCCAGCCGUUGUUUGUUUGUGACACAACUUGUUUGCAAAGGUUGAAUUUAAUCUGCAAAACCGACAGUUCAUGUAUAUUUUGUUGUGUACUGAAAGCUAUAUUUGCAUAUCUGUUUGUAUGUCUUCUCGUUAUACAGAGUUUUGAUACUGUAUUGCGUUGAUGCGUGUGAAUAUUUUCCAGACAAGAGCCUUUUUGUCAGAUCACAUCAGGUUUGAUCUGUUUCUGCCCCGAUGCGAUUGGUCAGUUCAGGAGCUGUAGUUGCUGUAGGCCAGCCUGUGGGAGGCUCUGGAACUGAGACAAAACAUGUUAGAAAUGUCAAAGGUCACUUUUUGGGCAGGAGGAGUCAUUCCUAGAGCUCUUGGUUGUGUGAGACAGGAAUGUCAUGCAUCCUGUAUCAUUAGAGAUCGGAGGCGUUGCCCUCCAUGCCAUGACCACUCUGUAUUCUUCUUUAGUGGUAUAAAGAGUCGGCUCCAGUGUUGUGAUUAGUACCUGGAAGUAUUCAGGGGUUGCCUAAUCAAGUGGAAAGCUUUAUCUAUUUCUAUGUGCCAUUUUGAAAGCUGCGCUCAUUUAUUACUGCAUUAAUUGCUUCUUUUUUCCCUUUCUUUUGGACUCUUUUCUUCCUGCAUUAUGAUUUUAUCUCAGCAACAUUUAAUUCGCCACUUUUUGCUCAUUUUCUCCAAUACAAUUACAGUAUAGUCUUUUUCUGAGAGGCACUUCUAUUUUUUUCUUUGUCUAAGAGAUCUUAUUUUUCCUUACAGAUACCAUAUGUUAGGGAAAUAAUUUAUGUGAAGAUGUAAAUAUUAUCUACUUUUUUAUGUAAUAUGGCACUGUCCCGACUUGUCCCAGUGCAGCUGAACGGUAGAGUGGUUGGUAAUGGUUUUAAUGCAGUGUGACACAUGCACACAGGGCCAACUGACCAUCAUACACCUAUUUUGGACUGAUAUGCUGUCAGGCUCCACUGCUCAGGUUUCUAGUGCUAUUCAAUACAGUAUGCAGAGACAACCCCAUUUCUUUUCCCUGUUUUCUCCCAGCUCCUGCUUUUUUUUUCUUCUAAGUCUUAGACCAAGAUCUUCUUUUUAGUCCGCAUCAGGCAGCAGAUGUCUCUUCUGUCUCGCCACACUAUGCAGACCCCCACGAGGCCGUUGUCCGACUCCCAAGUGUUCAGAGACUGACGGUGGCGGUCAUUGCCUCUCUGACUUACACUGUAGUGCUACCUUUUUAUCAAAAGUCAGAUGUAUUUAUGAUUGUGAAAUUAUAAGGGAAAGCUAGAAACACCACAAAGAAGCUGCUGUUCAUUUCUUUUCUCUCUUUUUCCAGUGGGCCUUCUUUGGAUGGCCAUUCCCUUAGUGUGUAAAAGAAAGUUUUUACACUUAUCACAACAAGAAUGGAACACUUGCUCUACCUCUUACUCCUUCACUCUAUUCACCACCUUGUCACUGGGUGGGACUGACAAACUUGAACCAUGGAAAGACAAAAAAAUAAAGGCUUUAUUGUUCAUUAUGUCUGACAGAAGCGUUCGUUGUUCUUGCUUAAAAAUAAUUAACAGAUUGGUGUGUAUCUUAAAUUUGUUUAUACAGGAUGGAUCCACAGUUUUAGUUCAGCUUUUUGAAAAUUAAAAUGAUUACAUUUGAAACCAUUCCCUCUACUGUAUGUUAUUCCCUCUGCUUAAUACAGUAUGUAUUUGAGGAUUGUCCUUAAUCUAAGUUAAUUCUUA